ACUGGCUUGGAAAACACGCAACCAGCCAGAGACUCUUCAUCACUUUCUUUUUUUUUUUUUUUACUCUGAUAUUGACUCGUCUGUCGGCAGGUUUUUUUUUUCUCCCUGGAAAGCAACAGUCUGCUCCACUCAUCAGUCCGGUUUCAGCGUCUCUCUCCCCCCUCCCCUCCCCCGGAGCUCUCCCUUUUCAGGCUUACCGGCAUCUUCUUCCACUUUUUUUUUAUUUUAUUUAUUUUUUGACAUUUUGCAUUAACAGCAGGUGCAGCCUCUCAUCCGCGCCUCGGCAGCAUGUUGGACCCGUCUUCCAGCGAGGAGGAAGGGGAUGAGAUCCUGGAGGUGGAGCGCAAAGAGGUGGCGGCCCCGAAGAGCGUCGCAGGAGCCCGGCCAUCACCGGGCCGCGCCACCGCCGCCGCCGCCGCCGCCUCCGCCGCCUCCGACGGCCACAGCAGCGGCGCAGGGCUCCAGCCCCGGGGGGGCCGCGGGAGUGGCGCCGGUCGACCCUCCAGCCCCAGCCCUUCGGUCGGCAGCGACAAGGAGAAAGAGGACCUGGAGAAGAUGCAGAGAGAGGAAGAGGAGAAGAAAAAGAGACUCCAGCUGUAUGUGUUUGUCAUGCGCUGCAUCGCGUAUCCGUUUAACGCAAAGCAACCUACUGACAUGGCCAGGAGGCAGCAGAAGAUCAGUAAGCAGCAGCUGCAGACGGUCAAAGAGCGUUUCCAGUCGUUCCUCAGCGGAGACACACAGAUCGUGGCCGACGAAGCUUUCAUCAACGCUGUCCAGAGCUACUAUGAUGUCUUCCUGAAGAGUGACCGCGUGUCCAGGAUGGUGCAGAGCGGCGGCUGCUCGGCCAGCGACUCCAGGGAGGUUUUCAAGAAGCACAUAGAGAAGCGCGUGCGCAGCCUGCCCGAGAUCGACGGCCUGAGCAAAGAGACGGUGCUGAGCUCCUGGAUAGCAAAGUUUGACACCAUCUACCGCGGCGAGGAGGAUCCCAGGAAGCAUCAGCAGAGGAUGACGGCCAGCGCCGCCUCCGAGCUCAUCCUCAGCAAGGACCAGCUGUACGAGAUGUUCCAGCAGAUCCUCGGCAUCAAGAAGUUUGAGCACCAGCUCCUCUACAACGCCUGCCAGCUGGAUAACCCCGAUGAGCAGGCGGCCCAGAUCAGAAGAGAGCUGGACGGACGUUUGCAAAUGGCCGACCAGAUUGCACGGUAUGGCGGGAGGUUUCCGCGGUUCUCAUCCAGAGAGAUGGAGGCCAUGUUCAUCGAGGAGCUGCGGUCCUCCGUCAACCUGCUGAUGGCCAACCUGGAGAGCAUGCCGGUGUCUAAAGGAGGAGAGUUCAAGCUGCAGAAGCUGAAACGAGGCCACAACGCCUCCAUCAUGGACAUGGGGCAGGAGGACGAGAACACGCUGUCCAAGUCUGACGUGGUGCUGUCCUUCACUCUGGAGGUGGUGAUCAUGGAGGUCCAGGGUCUGAAGUCUUUGGCUCCAAACCGGAUCGUUUACUGCACCAUGGAGGUAGAGGGGGGGCAUAAACUACAGACGGACCAGGCCGAGGCCUCCAAACCCACUUGGGGUACCCAGGGCGACUUCACCACCACUCAGCCGUUACCUGCUGUGAAGGUGAAGCUGUUUACGGAGAGCACGGGAGUGUUGGCUCUGGAGGAUAAGGAGCUGGGGAAGGUCGUUCUUCACCCGACUCCAAACAGCCCCAAACAAUCGGAGCUCCACAAGAUGACCGUCUCCAAAGGGUGUUCAGACAACGACCUCAGGAUCAAACUGGCCAUCCGCAUGGACAAACCACAGAACAUGAAGCAUUGUGGGUACCUUUGGACCAUCGGCAAAAAUGUGUGGAAAAGAUGGAAGAAGAGAUUCUUUGUGCUGGUUCAGGUGAGUCAGUACACCUUUGCCAUGUGCAGCUACAGAGAGAAGAAGGCCGAGCCGGUGGAGCUCCUCCAGCUGGACGGCUACACGGUGGACUACACAGACCCGCAGCCAGGUCUGGAUGGAGGCCGCACGUUCUUCAACGCUGUGAAAGAGGGCGACACUGUGAUCUUUGCCAGUGAUGACGAGCAGGACCGGAUCCUGUGGGUGCAGGCCAUGUACAGAGCGACAGGACAGUCACACAAACCGGUCCCUCCCACCCAGGUCCAGAAACUCAACUCCAGGGGGGGCACAGCACCACAGCUGGACGCGCCCAUAUCUCAGUUCUACGCCGAUCGAGCCCAGAAGCACGGCAUGGAUGAAUUUAUUUCAGCCAACCCCUGUAACUUUGACCACGGCUCGCUGUUUGAGCUGGUGCAGCGGCUCACUCUGGACCACAGACUCAACGACUCGUACUCCUGCCUGGGCUGGUUCAGUCCCGGUCAGGUGUUCGUCCUGGACGAGUACUGCGCUCGUUAUGGCGUGCGAGGCUGCCACCGACAUUUGUGUUACCUGAGUGAUCUGCUGGAGAGGGCGGAGAACGGAGCCAUGAUCGACCCCACCCUGCUGCACUACAGCUUCGCCUUCUGUGCCUCUCACGUCCAUGGAAACAGGCCCGAUGGCAUCGGCACAGUUACUGUGGAGGAGAAGGAACGCUUCGAUGAGAUCAAGGAGAGGCUACGGGUACUUUUGGAAAACCAGAUUACACACUUUAGGUACUGCUUUCCAUUUGGACGGCCAGAGGGGGCGCUGAAAGCAACUCUGUCCUUGCUCGAAAGAGUUCUGAUGAACGAUAUCGUCACACCCGUUCCACAAGAUGAAGUGAAGACUGUUAUCCGUAAGUGUCUGGAGCAGGCGGCUCUGGUCAACUACCAACGCCUGUCAGAGUACGCCAAACUGGAAGAGAAUGUAGGACGGUUAGUAACCCCUGCAAAAAAACUGGAGGACACCAUUCGCCUGGCCGAGCUGGUGAUUGAGGUGCUUCAACAGAAUGAGGAACAUCACGCUGAGGCCUUCGCCUGGUGGUCAGACUUGAUGGUGGAGCACGCAGAGACCUUCCUGUGUCUCUACUCGGCCGACAUGGACGCCGCUCUCGAGGUUCAGCCGCCCGACAGCUGGGACAGCUUCCCCCUCUUCCAACUUCUCAACGACUUCCUGAGAGUGGACUACAACCUGUGCAACGGGAGGUUCCACAAACACCUGCAGGACCUGUACGCCCCCCUGGUGGUUCGAUAUGUGGACCUGAUGGAGUCAUCCAUCGCUCAGUCCAUCCACAGAGGAUUUGAGAGGGAGUCCUGGGAGCCUGUCAAUAACGGCUCGGGGACGUCGGAGGAUCUCUUCUGGAAGCUGGACGCUCUGCAGACCUUCAUCAGAGACCUUCACUGGCCGGAGGAGGAGUUCGGGAAACAUCUGGAGACCCGGCUGAAGCUGAUGUCCAGUGACAUGAUCGAGUCCUGCGUCAAACGGACGCGGGCGGCGUUCGAGGCCAAGCUUCAGAAGAGCAGCAGGGCCACAGACUUCCGCGUGCCGCAGUCCAUCUGCACCAUGUUCAACGUCAUGGUGGACGCCAAGGCCCAGUCAGCCAAGCUGUGUGCCAUGGACCUGGGGCAGGAGUUUGUUAGAGAAUGGAGACAAUACCAUUCCCAGAUCGACAAUCUCAUUGAAGAGACGGUGAAGGAGAUGAUAACUCUGCUGGUAGCCAAGUUUGUGGUCAUUUUAGAGAGCGUGUUAGCGAAGCUCUCCAGAUACGACGAGGGGACGCUCUUCUCCUCCUUCCUAUCUUUCACAGUGAAAGCGGCCUCAAAGUACGUCGAUGUACCUAAACCGGGGAUGGACGUGGCUGACGGUUAUGUGACCUUUGUGCGACAUUCCCAGGACAUGCUGCGGGAGAAGGUCAACGAGGAAGUGUACAUAGAGAGAUUAUUCGAUCAAUGGUACACCAGCACUAUGAACCUUUUGGGAACAUGGCUGACUGACCGCAUGGACCUGCAGCUACAUGUUUAUCAGCUGAAGAUUCUCAUCAGGGUUGUCAAGAAAAAGUACCGUGACUUCCGUCUCCAAGGGGUGCUGGACUCCACAUUAAACAGUAAGAUGUAUGACACGGUGAGGAACCGACUGACCUUGGAAGAAGCCACGGCGUCAGUGAGAGAAGGAGGGAUGCAGGGCAUUUCCAUGAGAGACAGCGAUGAAGAUGACGAUAACUAGAACAAAGGGACUGAAAAUCAAGAGAAUGUCAAAGCUUUUCAGGAGAGUGAGCGGUGUACUGCCUGAGAACCCAUGCAGCCUUCCCCUGAGGUCAAACAUCCAAACGUGUUCCCUCCAUUCUUUGCUUUGUCAAUUCCUGUAAGAGUUCAACAUUCAUAUCUGAAUUCAUAAAAUUUGUUUUUUUGUCUAUAAUAACUUGCAUGAUGCAAGGCUUCCACAUCCAUUCUUUGGAUUUAGACAUUUCCAAUGUAGGCUCACUGAACUUUGAUUCUUCUAUUCUAACUAACACUCCAAAAAACCCACUUCUAGUAGGGUUUUUCUAGUAGGGUCUAGAAGUAGGGUUGGAUUGAUUGGCAAUGACAUCCUCCAUCAUCAUUGGAUGAGCGUCAUCGACCACUUACAGUGAAGACCUCCUUAAAAGCUUGUAACAUUGGCAUGGCAAAGAGGUUUGCCAACUAAUGAAGGUAUAAUCACCAACAGAGCAGCCAACACUCUGAGGUCGUGCCCCCUGUCUCAUGUUGUCUGUCUCCACCCUCUUGCAUGCACCCUCAUGCACUUUUCUAUCACAGUCCAUCAAUGGUUUGUGGUCAUUUUUAAAGUUUAUAGCCUUUAAUCCUGUUGCUUAUGCAUAAUCUGUUGGAUGCAGCAAAAAAUAUAUAGUAUAUAUAUAUGUAGACUUCAUUCAGUCAGGACAUCAUCAUCUACCAAUUUUGUCAACGUCCCAAAGCUCUAACCUUAAGCAACAAUGAUUGCUUACUCUUGAAAUAGGAACAAAAAUGUGUCUAGAAUAUCAAAAAGAGUUUGAGACGAGCACAAAUGUGACAAUGAUCACUCACCAUGUGUAGCAGCCUUGUAAACGAGGAAUAAUAAAGGCAGGAGAUUGCAUCAAAAUGAGGUUAAUCAAUGGAAGGCAUGCAAAAUACUUUGUUGUACCUUCUUGUGUCCACAGUCUUUGUACAGGAGCUUUUCUGUUGCUUGUUUCUCAGUUUUCUUCCACACGUAAAAAGGAUUAUAUAGAAUAGCAACCUGUUUUAUCCAGUUCAAGAGAAUAACUACGAAAACAGUCAAACGAUUCAGACUUCAAGACUAUUCUUCCAAAUAAAUAAUGGAAACAAGUAUUUCCUAUAUAUCCUGCAAAUGAAUGCUAUAUCAGCUGUUCACCGUCCAACAGAUCCAAAUAUCCAGUAACUACCUUUUGUGCACUCCAAGUCCCAAUUUUCAAUACAAAAACCAAUGCUGUUUAGCGUUUUCAGUGCUCAGCAUCCAAGCCACACUCGUACAAUCUCACUUUUCCCUCGCUUUCCAAUCAAAUCAAGAAAAGGCAGGAUCUCUUAUAUCAUCCUCGUCAACAACAACGCAAUCACUAAUCUGAUUUGUCUUUACAAGGGUACACUUUCAGGUCCAAAGCUGCUGCUAAUGCAGGGUCAGGAUUCCUUUACAUUGUCUGAGUAGGUUCUCAGUCAUCCAGGUCAUGGGAAAUUCCAAGCGUUAUCCAAAGGCAACUGGACUUGGUCGAAGAUCUUGAGGAGGUUUUACCUCUCCUCCUUCGAAAGGCUUCUUCAGUUCUAAACUACCUGGUGGACGGAGCUAAAAAUAGACUCAGCUAACGACUCUCAUGCAAGUCAGGCUUAAAUGUGUAGCUCUGUCCACCUGUUAUACCAAAACUGAAGAAGAGAGGUGCGAGAUCUUCAACCAAGUCCAGUUGCCUUUUGAUGAAGCUUCAAAUUCCUCGACUUUAUUUUCAUGUUGUCUUGGCCAAAUUUCCUCCAAUAAAGAAAAUUAUUAUGCACAUGGAGCUAUAUAAAAGAUCUGUCACUACAGAGGGAAGCAGAAGUCAACUUCCGUAACCUAUAGCAACAGCAAGCGCCUGUGAAAAGCACUCUGAAACUUAGGUUGUGGCCGCUGCCAGUCCAAAAAAAACGGCAUUAAUAGACACUUGCCCUUAAACUGCAAAACUCAUUGGACGUUUCUAAAGUAUCUCCUCGAUUUUGAUGAGCAAUAUGAAUGAUCUUUUUUUUAAAUUAUGUUUAUGAACAAUGCUAUGUUUAUUUUGUGUUCUGCUUCUGUUGGUGCAGCUACGAUGUGUGUUGUAUAGCUAUGAAUGGUCACUCAGUGGACCCGUAUCAUGUUUAAACAAUAAAAAAAUGUAUAUUUAGA
Molecule: messenger RNA, 6276 nt
Organism: Labrus mixtus (cuckoo wrasse)
Lineage: Eukaryota; Metazoa; Chordata; Actinopteri; Labriformes; Labridae
Gene: cadpsa
Product: Ca2+-dependent activator protein for secretion a
Exons: 28
Coding region: 289-4119 (1276 amino acids)
Biological process (GO): positive regulation of exocytosis; synaptic vesicle exocytosis; dense core granule exocytosis
Cellular component (GO): glutamatergic synapse
Source: RefSeq, a predicted model, not a curated record